ACGCGCCGUGACGUCACGGCAGAGCCUGCGGCGGGAUGCGAGUGGCCGAGGUGCUCCCGAGGCCCCGCCCCGGAAGUGGCGCGCGGCGCAAGGAGACGUGUCGGUAGCGGCGGGACCGGCAGCGCUUCCCAGCCAGGCUUGGGGCCGGUGGUACUGGUGGGCUGUGAGCACAUCCCCCCGGCAGGAUGAUCACAGACGUGCAGCUCGCCAUUUUUGCCAACAUGCUGGGCGUGUCGCUCUUCCUCCUUGUUGUCCUCUACCACUAUGUGGCCGUCAACAACCCCAAGAAGCAGGAGUGAGGUGACAUGAGGGCUGAGCUGCACCGCCCCGUGACACAGUGGCCAUGGAGGAGCAGGGACCGUCCAAGCACAGCCUGGAGCCCUGCAGGAUCACUGUGGUGCUGCAGUGAGGCAGGACGCUGAGCUUCUUCCAAACCAACUU
Dryobates pubescens (Downy woodpecker) is the source of this 441-nucleotide messenger RNA. RefSeq names its product oligosaccharyltransferase complex subunit 4, non-catalytic (gene OST4). Gene Ontology annotation, cellular component: oligosaccharyltransferase complex. Bases 186 to 299 code for a protein of 37 amino acids. NCBI's taxonomy places the organism in Eukaryota, Metazoa, Chordata, Aves, Piciformes, Picidae. The transcript has 3 exons. The record is from RefSeq and is a predicted model, not a curated record.